Nicotiana attenuata is the source of this 532-nucleotide messenger RNA. RefSeq lists its product as uncharacterized. The record is from RefSeq and is a predicted model, not a curated record. The transcript has a single exon. Lineage: Eukaryota; Viridiplantae; Streptophyta; Magnoliopsida; Solanales; Solanaceae. The coding region runs from base 125 to 304 and encodes 59 amino acids.
GAAGCAAAGAACCUUGGAGAAGGGGCCAAAUCUCAAACACAAACCUUUAUAAUUCCCCUUUCAUCAAUCUCUCCAUAAAAACCCUAAACCUCAACAAUUAGCAAAUAAUUUGAUCUUCAAUUCAAUGGGAUUUUUCAAAAGCACAUUCUCGUUCGUUGUGGGUACGGGUUUCGGAGUGUACUUGGCUCAAAACUACAACGUCCCCAAUAUCCAGAAGCUCGUCAACACUGGCCUUGUCAUCGCCAAGCAUCUUGAAGAGAAUUAUCGUAAACCCAAAAAGAGGGCAGAUGAUGAAGAUUUGUAAGCGGUUCUUUACGGCGUCGUUUUUUAAUUACACAGGUGCUUAGUAUUUUGACUUUUUAACUAUUGUAACAUCUAUGGCUGGGAUUGGGAAGGGGUUAGCAAAUUAGAUUCUUUUUUGGAGGAUUUAGUUUUGGAAAUUUGAAGAAUUUGCUGAAUUUUUAUUGUUUUUGUUUAUACGAUUCAUCAAUGAAAUUUGAAAGGAACUUUUCUUUUCAAUUGUUUUGGUUUA